This is a messenger RNA of Folsomia candida, 1075 nucleotides long. RefSeq names its product sodium/calcium exchanger regulatory protein 1. Gene Ontology annotation, cellular component: nucleus; cytosol. Gene Ontology annotation, biological process: fatty acid transport. The transcript has 5 exons. Gene Ontology annotation, molecular function: fatty acid binding. NCBI's taxonomy places the organism in Eukaryota, Metazoa, Arthropoda, Collembola, Entomobryomorpha, Isotomidae. The coding region runs from base 174 to 569 and encodes 131 amino acids. The record is from RefSeq and is a predicted model, not a curated record.
CAUAGCAAUAGCAUCAGGUUGAAUCAUUGAAUCUGCUCAGUCUGUUUCAAUCUGUUCACUCCGCAGCACGUAAUCCUCCAACGUCCGUUCGAAAUUCAAAUUUCCAUAAAUUGCAUUCCCAAUUUAAACUCUUUUUUGGUCUUAUCAUCUACUAAGGAAGAAACAUUGAAAACAUGCCUAUCACCGGGUCAUACAAGCUUACGAAGAGUGAGAACUUUGAGGAAUAUAUGAAGUCUGUGGGUGUUGGGCUCGUAAUGCGAAAGAUGGCUGCCACAGCCACCCCCACUACUGAGAUUACCCAGAAUGGGGAUGACUGGAACAUUAAAACGUCGACCACCUUCAAGACGACCGACAUUAAGUUCAAGUUGGGACAAGAGUUUGAUGAAGAAACGGCUGAUGGGAGGAACUGCAAGUCCACCAUCACCCUUGAUGGUGACACCAAGUUGGUGCACAGUCAAAAGUGUGGUGAUCAGACGCUUCAGAUUCUCCGAGAGUUUACUGACGAUGAGAUGAAAAUGACUUUGGAAGGACCCGGUGGCGUCGUGUCCACCCGUGUUUACAAGAAGUAAAUCUUGUUUUUUACAUUCAGUUAUAAGCUCUCUGCUUGGUGCGUUAAUUGAAUGAAGUUCUUCAAAAUUCAGUUCUCUCCGGUGACCUCUAAUCACUUCUCUUCCUCGUCUACUUCGCCGUUAUUAUCAGCUAUCCAGAUAUAUUUCUCUUCCAAAAUAAUCUCCAAUUGAAAAUCUCUUAAUGUGACCAACAUUACAGAUCUGACGACAUUGAAUCUUUUAUGCCAAAUAUUUGUUACUGAUAAGCAAUUGAUAAAUUUGCUCGUUCUUCGAUUGUUCAAAGAUCAAAAAUGACUGUAUGUCAACUUUCUGUUACUUGUUACUUACUACAAAAUUAUCCGUUCAUUAAUUCACUUUUCCAAUGUUCCAAUCCAACAGGAUCAAACGAGGUAAUCACUGAAUAAUUUUUCCACAAAUUCCAAUUUACAAGUUAUAUAUUGUGUAUCCGAUGUGGUUCCAAAUUUAUGAAAGAAACAAAUAUAUUUUCUCAUUGAAUUUUGAAUGGA